Messenger RNA from Oncorhynchus kisutch (coho salmon), 3330 nucleotides. Its product is annotated as zinc finger protein 345-like. Gene Ontology annotation, biological process: regulation of transcription by RNA polymerase II. The transcript is spliced from 8 exons. Gene Ontology annotation, molecular function: DNA-binding transcription factor activity, RNA polymerase II-specific. Gene Ontology annotation, cellular component: nucleus. The record is from RefSeq and is a predicted model, not a curated record. NCBI's taxonomy places the organism in Eukaryota, Metazoa, Chordata, Actinopteri, Salmoniformes, Salmonidae. Bases 42 to 2513 code for a protein of 823 amino acids.
CUGACGAGCAAGAGAAGAGUCUCUCCAGAUCAGAACACAAGAUGGACAACGCUAGCCCUUCCUCCCUCCUGGAGUCCCUGUGUCGUGCCUCUCCCGGUAGCGCCUUACUGCUGGGUAUGAAGAGGUUGUCUGUGCUGCUGGUGGACUGCAGGAAAACAACGGGGCUGAGUGGAACUGUGAGAGGAGGAGAAGAGAAGAAAGGAUCAGAUUUGAAACAUCAAAGAGAAAGACCAGACUCAGAGGAACCAGAGCCAGGGACGUCCAAACCAGCAAGACGACACCAGUGCUCCCAGUGUGAAAAGAGUUUUAAACAGAAAGCACAACUGAAAAAACAUAAGAGAAUACACACAGGGGAGAAGCCUUACCACUGUUCCCAGUGUGGAAAGGGUUUCAACCAGUCAGGGACGCUGAAACAACAUGAGAGAAUACACACAGGAGAGAAGCCUUACCACUGCUCCCAAUGUGGAAAGUGUUUCGGCCGUUCGGGGGAGCUGAAACUACACGAGAGAAUACACACAGGAGAGAAGCCUUACCACUGCUCCCAUUGUGGAAAGUGUUUAGUCCGUUUGGGGGACCUGAAACAACACGAGAGAAUACACACAGGAGAGAAGCCUUACCACUGCUCCCAGUGUGGACAGUGUUUCAACCAGAAAGCACACCUGAAACAACAUGAGAGGAUACACACAGGGGAGAAGCCUUACCACUGUUCCCAGUGUGGAAAGGGUUUCCACCAGUCAGGGACGCUGAAACAACAUGAGAGAAUACACACAGGAGAGAAGCCUUACCACUGCUCCCAAUGUGGGAAGUGUUUCGGCCGUUCGGGGGUGCUGAAACUACACGAGAGAAUACACGCAGGAGAGAAGCCUUACCACUGCUCCCAUUGUGGAAAGUGUUUCGUCCGUUCGGGGGAGCUGAAACAACACGAGAGAAUACACACAGGAGAGAAGCCUUACCACUGCUUCCAAUGUGUAAGGUCUUUCAACCAGUUGGGGGCGUUGAAACAACAUGAGAGAAUACACACAGGAGAGAAGCCUUACCACUGCUCCCAAUGUGGGAAGUGUUUCAACCAUUCGGGGAUGCUGAAACAACAUGAGAGAAUACACACAGGAGAGAAGCCUUACCACUGCUCCCAGUGUGGAAAGUGUUUCAACCGGAGAGGAAACCUGAAACAACAUGAGAGAAUACACACAGGAGAGAAGAACCCAGCAGAUGGCGAUGAGCGUCUUUCAGGUGAUGAUUCUUCCGUGACGUAUAAUGGACUGGACGGACGCUUCUUCAGGAACAACAACGUGGCUACUCUUUCAACCACGUCGCAUGACUAUUGUGGAUCCUCUGGGAAGCCUCAACAACAUCCUGAUGCUGACGAGGAAGAGAAGAGUCUCUCCAGAUCAGAACACCAGAUGGACAACGCUAGCCCUUCCACCCUCCCGGAGUCCCUGUGUCAUGCCUCUCCUGUUAGCACCUUACUGCUGGGUAUGAAGAGGUUGUCUGUGCUGCUGGUGGACUGCAGGAAAACAAUGGGGCUGAGUGGAACUGUGGGAGGAGGAGAAGAGCAGAAAGGAUCAGAUUUGACUCAAAGAGAAAGACCAGACUCAGAGGAACCAGAGCCAGGGACGUCCAAACCAGCAAGACGACACCAGUGCUCCCACUGUGGAAAGGGUUGUAACCGGUUAUGGGACGUGAAACAACAUGAGAAAAUACACACAGGGGAGAAGACUUACCACUGCUCCCAGUGUGGAAAGAGUUUUAACCAGAAAGCACACCUGAAAGCUCAUGAGAGAAUACACACAGGGGAGAAGCCUUACCACUGCUCCCAGUGUGGAAAGUGUUUCAACCGGCCUGGGCAUCUGAAACUGCACGAGAGAAUACACACAGGGGAGAAGCCUUAUCACUGCUCCCGGUGUGGAAAUAGUUUUAACAAUUUAGGGAAACUGAAACGACAUGAGAGAAUACACACAGGGAAGAAGCCUUAUCACUGCUCCCAGUGUGGAAAGAGUUUUAUCGGUUUAGGGAAACUGAAACGACACGAGAGAAUACACACAGGGGAGAAGCCUUACCACUGCUCCCAGUGUGGAAAGAGUUUUAACAAUUUAGGGACCCUGAAACAACAUGAGAGAAUACACACAGGGGAGAAGCCUUGCCACUGCUCCCAGUGUGGAAAGAGUUUUAACAAUUUAGGGAACCUAAAACAACAUGAGAGAAUACACACAUGGGAGAGGCCUUACCACUGCUCCCAGUGUGGAAAGUGUUUCAUCCGGUCAAAGGAGCUGAAACGACAUGAGAGAAUACACACAGGGGAGAAGCCUUAUCACUGCUCCCAGUGUGGAAAGAGUUUUAACAAUUUAGGGAACCUGAAACAUCAUGAGAGAAUACACACAGGUGAGAAGCCUUACCACUGCUCCCAGUGUGGAAAGUGUUUCAACCGUUCAGGGGGGCUGAAACGACACAAGAGAAUACACACAGGGGAGAAGCCUUUCCACUCCUCCCAGGGUGCAAAGCUUUUGCCCAUUUAGGAAGAAUGAAAGAACACAUGAGACUGCACACAGCGGAGAAUGCUUACAAAAGGCCAGACUGUGGGAAAACAUUUUACUCAUAACAGUCACUUAAACGUCUUUAGAGUAACCACACAGGAGAGAGAAAUGACUUCUCUUAGCGUGUAUAUUGAUAUUUCACAUCACAUUGACUUCAAAUUCAUCAGAGAACAUACACAGUGCUCCCGUUGUCUUAUAUUGUUGACUGACAAUGUGUUUACCUGUCUUUACCAGAUGAAAUUAAAUGGUACAGGGUAUACUCAAACAUAUAUUUGUUUGUUUUUAUUAGAAAACAUGAAUUGAAUAUGGAGUCUGUCAGUUUGAAUAUAGAGUAGAUCAGGUUCCAUGUGUUUAAAUGGUCCUUUUUUAAAACUCUUUGUGUGUGUUUAUCUGGGUGUGCCAUUCCUCCAGCACUACAGAUAAUCAAGUGAUAUUUGGAUGUGAUGAAUUAGUUCCAUUGUUGACAUUUGCAUUUUUGGCCCACUGAUGAUUUAAUUAAAUGAAAAUGUUCAGACUGUGUAAUGGAAAAUGUUAGUUGUAUGUGUGUCCACAUAACUGAGUAUGUGACUAACCUUGUGAAACUGUCCUAUUAUAAUCUCCUGUUCUUGGGACUAUCAUUCUGUGUUGCAAACCAAUUUACACCUGUGUCCUUGUAUGAAUAAAGUCCCGCCCAGGAACAGGAAACUAUAAAGAUAUUUGCUCAUCACCCAAUGCUUCAGGAAUUCAGACUGUCUACACUGCACUGUGUAAUUGUUAUUCUCUUUGAGCUCAGAAAUAAAGAGUCUUGGUUUGAAUUGGA